AUGUCAACAUAUUUAUCCAAACCAUCAAAUAUCACAAUUACUGAUAUAUCAAUACAAGAUUUAUAUAACUAUCUAUAUUGGGAUCAUCGAAUAUAUGAUAUUCGAUCUAACGAAGAUUAUAUUAGAAGUCACAUAUGCCGUGCUCAUAAUAUGUAUCCUUUACCAAUCAUUACAGUUGAUGCGAUAGCAGAUAUAGAUGCAGACAUCGAUAAGAAUUAUGGUAGAGCUGAACAGCCAUCAGAAGUUAUCAUAUAUGCCAAUAAGAAAGCUCAUUAUGAUGAUUAUCAAUUGCAGUUGGAAAUAUUAAAUUCUUUGUUAUCUUAUUUAACAUCAUCUAUGAAUCUCUCCAAGAAAUCAUUGAAACAAAUUCAUAUCUUAACUGAUGGUUACGAAAACUUUCAGUCAACUUUCCCAUUUUUAUGUAGUGACAACAUUUAUUAUAGUGAAUGCAGUCAGUUGAUAUGGCCUUCUUAUAUAAUGCCGAAUUUAUAUCUUGGCUCUGAAAUGUGUCGAAAUGAAACAGUUAUAUCUAUGUUAAAAAUCACUCAUAUUAUGAGUUUCAGUGAUUAUCCCGAAAAAAAAAUCCAAUCAACGAACACAAAAACUUUACACUGGCAAGUUUCUGAUAGUUUAUCGGCGAAGUUAUUGCCCGUGUUUUCUCCUGCUGUAGAAUGGAUAUCGAAGGCCAUCGACGAUGAUAAAGGCAUUGUACUAGUUCAUUGUGAUCAAGGCGUCAGUCGGUCAGCUAGUGUAGUUAUAGCAUAUUUAUUGAGUUCAAAUUCUAACUUCUCUACAGUGGAUAUGACUUUGAAUCAUGUUAAAUCGAAGCGUAGCGUAAUCAGACCCAAUGCAUCUUUUCUGCAACAACUAGAAGAAUAUUCAAGCACUAUUGGUAUCAAAAAUGAAAGUAUGAAGCCACAAAAAGAAGAUUUCGCCGUAUGUUAA
Messenger RNA from Rotaria sp. Silwood2, 945 nucleotides. NCBI's taxonomy places the organism in Eukaryota, Metazoa, Rotifera, Eurotatoria, Philodinida, Philodinidae. The record is from the annotation of a GenBank genome assembly.